This is a messenger RNA of Fragaria vesca subsp. vesca, 2241 nucleotides long. Its product is annotated as cell cycle checkpoint protein RAD17-like. The record is from RefSeq and is a predicted model, not a curated record. Gene Ontology annotation, molecular function: chromatin binding. Lineage: Eukaryota; Viridiplantae; Streptophyta; Magnoliopsida; Rosales; Rosaceae. Gene Ontology annotation, biological process: DNA damage checkpoint signaling; DNA repair; mitotic DNA replication checkpoint signaling. Bases 170 to 1978 code for a protein of 602 amino acids. The transcript is spliced from 12 exons.
UUUCAACCCGUUUCCUCCUCCUCAGUGUUACACUUCACCACCAAAACGCACCGUUUCGAUCCCCAAACUGCUCUGGAAUCUUACUACUUCAGCCUUAUCGAACAAUGGAGCUUCAAGCUAAGGCGAUUGUCAUUACAAAACCCUAGGAAAUUAGGUUUUGCUAUCUCCGAUGGGUAAGCGGAGCUCUCUGGUAGUCUUGUCGUCGGAUGACGACGAGGCCGAUCGUUCUCUGAGCUCCAAUCGGAGAAGUACAAGAUCGUCGGCGACGAGGUUGGUCUCUACGGCGCCGGCGAAAAACCCCGGGCGAGCGAAGAAGGCUCGGGGUUUGAGCUCUCGCUCUAGCUUGGGCUCAGUGUCCACUGAUUGGGAUGAUGUUAGAUUGUCGUUUGGAGAUUUUGAUGAAGAGUCCAAGGUACCUGCUGGUUUUAGAAGGAGGAAUUCAAAGGAGUUAUGGGUUGAGAAAUACAAACCUUGUUCCUUUGAGGAGCUCGCUGUUCACAAGAAAAAGGUUGAAGAAGUUAAGGGCUGGUUCGAAGAAAGAUUAACAAAUUCAAAGGGUAAAUCUUCUAAUCAUGCUCUUGUCAUCACUGGGCAAGCUGGAGUUGGAAAAUCUGCAACUAUUCAUGUGAUUGCAUCUCAACUUGCUGCUACAUUGUGUGAAUGGAGCACGCCAACUCCAGUAGUUUGGCAAGAACAUUUAUAUAACUCUAGUACAGGAGUACAAUACAUGUCCAAGUUGGAGGAAUUUGAAAAUUUUGUGGAGAGAGUACGGAAGUAUGGUUUGAUUCCAUCAUCCCUUAGUGAGGGUUCAAAAGCAUCAAUUAUACUCGUAAUUGACGACCUUCCGGUGACAAAUGGUAAAGUUGCUUUUCAAAGACUUCAAAACUGUUUGCGUCUUCUUGUGCAAACAACUUGUACACCAACUGCUAUAUUGAUCACCGACCGUGGUAAAGCUGAUUCCGAAGAUCAGACUGCUGGAUACUUGGAUGAACUUCCGUUGUCUCUUCAAAGUGCUGGGGCCUGUAAGGUCUCCUUCAAUCCUAUAACUUCUAAUUCCAUCAAAAAAGUACUGUCUAGAAUAUGUAAAGAAGAGCAGUGUAAUGUGACUGCUGAACAGGUUGAUCUAAUUGCAAAAGCAAGUGGAGGUGACAUAAGAAAUGCAAUUACAUCUUUACAGUUCUUCUAUUUGAAACCAACUCCCAUGCAUUUGCUUCCUUCAUCAAUUACUCCUCCCAGGUUUGGUAAAGGGAAACAAGCACCCUUGUAUGCUAAAGGAAAACCAGAUAUGGAUAAUGGUUAUUCCUUACUUUUUGGAAGAGAUGAUACACUUUCUCUAUUCCAUGCCCUUGGGAAGUUUCUGCAUAACAAAAGAGAGACUGAAGAUAUCAUGGAAUUGGAUGGAGCUGCAUUUCACGUGCGAGAAGAUUUGUCUAGACUACCACUGAAAAUGGAUGCUCCGGAAAAGAUUCUUUGUCAAGCUCAUGGACAAGCUAGGCCAAUUGCGGAUUUUCUACAUGAAAAUGUUCUGGAUUUCCUGAGUGAGGAGGCAAUGGAUGAUUCCUGGUCAGUUGCUUCAUAUUUAAGUGAUGCUGACUUGCUUCUUGCUACCUUCCGCGGAAUGUUAAGUAGGCAGUAUGAGGCAGAGAAUGUUCUACAGUCGGCCGGUGCUUCAGUUGCAGUUCGUGGUGUGCUAUUUGGAAAUAAUCAUCCAUUGCCGUCCAGGUGGCAUGCUGUUCGGCGGCCCAAGCUCUGGCAGGUUGAGAAGUCAUCAUUUUACAACAAGAAGGAGAUGGUAAAUCAGAGAUUCAGUGCUUAUAAUGGAAUGUGUUCAUCAGAUUUGACGGUUAUAGCUACCGAGUACAUGCCUGCAUUUAAAUGGCUUGGAUUUAGGGCACAGGGAGGUCUUGAAGAGAAUGUCGAAAGGAUGAGUUUGGGUGAUCAAGACAGCGAAGUUGAGGACGAUAUAGAAGAUUGGUAAGGAAUAGUAGUUAGAGCUUAGGAAGCAAUCUUUGCUAAGAUUCGGUUUGUUUUGUAUAGUAAUUGCUGCAACAGAAAAGAAAAAUGACAGAGUUUGCUAGCAAUGUUAGAUUUGGCAGUCUCAGUUCUUUGUACAGUCACUUGUUGAAGUUUAACUUUAUUAGAGCAGGAGUCUUUUUAGUCUUUUCAUUUGUAACGAGAAAAUCAGAAAUACAAAAGAAAAUUAAAAAAUAAAGGAAAAAGGAAACACAACCCAAAUUACAA